UGGAAAUUUAGAAAAAAAAUUUACAUGAUAAGACAAGUUCAACUUGUUUAAAAAAUUAUAUUUGGUUGUUUCUCUCAAAAUUAAAUCAGAUUACAAGUAAAGGAAAAAAGUGAGCUAGAAUGUGUACUAAGUAGAUGUAGUCAAAGUAGAUUUAGAUUCAGAAUGAAGAAGACUCAUUUCUUGCUGCUUUUAGUUUCUGACACAAAGUUUUAAAUGAAAAGCUCUCCAAUGCUUGCAUACAUUUUUCUUGUGCUAUGUUUGUUAUUGUCGUCUGGAGUAAAAGCGAAAUCUAAUUUGAGUGAAGAUCAAUCCAAUGUAUUGGAAUCAUGGAUGAAAUUAGACAAAACUCUCAAAGGAGCUACGCAAUCUAUGAUAAAAUAUGUGAUGCCCAUGCUUAUGGAAUCUACGAGUCAGGUGAACCUGUCUCAGGAAUGCAUGAAGGAAUCUAUUCAACUUAUAGCCGGAUUAAGAAAUCUCAAAAAAUGGGCUUUUAGUUUUGUGGAUUCAACUGCUAAAGGAAUGGAUGGAGUUCUUAGUGGUACUUUUUCGGCUUUCGGAGUGUACGACCAGUGUUUGGAAACUACUGUUCCCCACCCUAAAAAGAAAGAUGAAAUAUUAUUUCAAGGACAGUAUUGUAUGAUUGACUUUAGAUUUCCUCUGCCACCCAAAGCAAAGCGAUACAGACUAUACGAUCGACUGGACGAUUUACAGAAUUUUACUGGAACGGAAGUUAUGAAAUUUUUUACGACAAAAGUUCAUCUGAUGUAUUAUGCCCCCAUGAAACUGGGAAUUUGUAUUCCAUCUGGUUGUACAGAAGAUGAUCUGAAGAGCAUGUUAAAUUUCGUGGCUAGUGACUAUAAACUCGAUAUCGAGAUACCUCGCUGUGAAAUAAAACAGAAAGAAACUACCGUUUCCGGAAUUCAAGUUUUUGCAGUCGUUGCUAUUUGUGUUUUGACCACUUUCCUUCUUCUCGGCACUUGGAUGGAAUUGAGCUGUGAACCUAUCCACAAUCCAUCAAAAUAUUUAGGGAACCGCAUCCUUUUGUCCUUCUCGGCUAUUGCGAAUUUCAAGCGCCUGAUCAGUACUAAGACCACCGAUGAGAAUCUUAGAUGCCUUCAUGGAAUCCUGUUUUUCACAAUUACGUGGGUGGUUUACGGUCAUGCUUAUCUUUUCCCCGGAAAGUUUUCGACUAAUUACAGCACAUUGUUUCGUAUGCCAGAUGUUGCAUCUGAGCCAGUGGCUCAAAUGAUUGUAAAUGGAUCUGAAGCCGUUGAUACUUUCCUUUUCGUAGGAGGAAUGCUGGUAUGUUAUUACACAGUGAAAAGAGUAAAGAUCGAGAAGAAAAGUUUCGACAUCUUUUCUUUUAUAUUUUAUAAAUUAUGGAGAGUUGCACCUGUGCUCUAUUUUAUACUCUUGAUAAGUACAUUAGGCCCUUUAAUGGGUUCCGGUCCAGUAUUCCAUGAAACAAUGAGGGACUCUGUUUAUUCUUGUUUUCAGCAUUGGUGGCAAAAUGCACUUUUUAUAAAUAAUUUCUUUCAUUCAAAACAAAUGUGUCUGAAACAUACAUGGUUUGUGUCAUGUGAACUGCAGUUGUACCUCAUCUCGAUUUUUGUGAUACUCCCUCUGAUAUGGUCUAAAAAGAUCGGAAUAGUACUCAAUGUUUCGAUUGUGAUGGCCUCAGUAGUCUACACUGGAGUGGCGACUUACCUCUUUGACCUUUCACCAACUGUAACAAUUACACAUUUGAAUCCCGACGAUGAAAGAGUGUUUUUCUUAUACUCCUACGCUAACAUACUUUCUCGCGCUGGUCCUUACUUCAUUGGAGUUUUCACUGGUUAUCUUCUGAUUACCAAACCAGAUAUCAAAAUUUCUAAGAAAGUUCAAAUUAUGGGGUGGUUCCUCGCAACAUUUUCCAGUGGAAUGAUCAUAUUCGCAACAGGCAUCUGGUAUAACUUGCGACCGCCAAGCUUUGUCGAAGUUAUACUGUAUUCGUCUCUCUAUAAAGUCGCUUUUACAGGCGGUGUUGCGUGGAUGACAUUCUGUUGCGCAACUGGAUACGGUGGCUUUGUAAAUAAAAUUUUGUCCUGGAAAGUUUGGAUGCCUCUCAGUAAACUUGUACUUCUCGUGUUUCUCAUCGAACCGCUUAUUCAAAUAACAUUUAUAGCCAAUUUCCGAUCAAUUCAGGAAUUCACUCAUUUCCAAUUUGUUAUUCAAUAUUUUGGUUUCCUCUGGGUUUCUAUUCUAUUAUCGAUUGUGGUCAAUCUACUGGUUGAAUCGCCUUUUCUAAGAUUAGAAGAACUGUUCUUCCGAUCGGAACCCAAGAAAGAAGAAGCCAAUGGUCAUGCUAACGUCGGUUUUGAAAACAAUGGAUCAGUGGAUAAAGUGACUUCGAUUGAGAUGACAACACUAGAAAACGGAAUUGAAAACAGAAUAGAAAACACAGAAUUUUACAGAAGAAAUAUUCAGGACUAUUGAAAAGUGCUUUUCCAGCAUUCGUUCUCUUGUCAUAUUAUCUUUGUCCAUAAAACCAUAUAGAUUUUAUUAUUGCUUAAUAUUUCUUCAUUAAAAUUUAAUUUUGUUCAUAAGUAUUAAUAUAAGAUAAGAAUUAAUAUAUUAAGAAUGAAAACUACAAACCAUAAAUUUAAAUCAAUAUUUCUGAAACUAACUUAUAAAGUAAAUAUUUCUUGAGUCGAAAACUAUUGAAAGGAAGAUAUGUUGCAUUAAGAGCAAGCUAAUGCUGUUACAUCUAAAACACAAAUGAAUUAACCAAAUUAGAAAUAAACAUUAAGUUUAAACUGCAAAAAUGAAUUAAAUGGAAUAAAAAAAGGAAAUGAUGAAUCCGGCCUGAAGACUUUAUCAAAGGUCACCCUCAGGCUGGGAUUCAAACCAAGGAUUUUUUCUGAGAGAGAUCUGACUUUCGUCCAAAUAUUGAUUCCUCGUGACCCGAAAAUCCAAAGAAAUUGAGGUUUUUGCAAGAUAAGAAUUAACAUCAAUAAAGCAAUUACAUUAGACAAUAAUAAACAAAAUAUUAUUUCAAAAUUCAAAUCUAAGCAAAACCACUGCCAAAUUGAGUCGAACCAAACACCGUAAGACAAAUAUCAAAAUAAAAAACUAAAAAAUAUAACAAGGUAUAAAAGCAAGGAACAUACCAUUUGAAUGUAAAUAUAGUUAUAAAGGUCUUAUGAAAAGAAACUAAAUUUAUCACUAAAUUCAACUUUCCCGUUCUUAAAGCUGAAAAAGCAUACUAUUGCAAUUUAAACUUAAUACUUAUUUAUUUAUGCCAUUUUUGCAAUUUAAACUUAAUAUUUAUUUCUAAUUUGGUUAUAUUAAGAUUAAAUAAGAAACUAGCUUCUUUUACAACUAACGAAAUGUUAGAUUAGGGAAAAAAAAACUAAGAGAGUUAGGUCUUUAUAGAUUUUCUAGUACGGCAAAAUAAAAUGUAGCGAUUAUUUAAGAUGUGAAAAUGCAUACCCAAGAUAAUCGCUGGGUCAGUAAAAGAUAAUUUGAAAAUGUAUUAUUACAUCAUGCCGUUAUGAUGUAUAAUGAUAUAAUGUUAUUGCUUUGCUAGUGUCAUCUGAAUAUUUUCAUUGCUUUUUGUUAUUGUUUUCUACCAAUAAAUCUCUUCAUAUAUCACCAAAUCACCAUGUAUUUUCCACUUUGUCAGUAGAAUAUAGAUCUUAUAUUUGCUUCUUUUUGUUCUAUGUGCUAUGUACCAUGAAAAUUUUAUUACUUUGCAUGAUAAUAUAUUCUUGUUAUCAUUUCUGCUACGGAUAGCUGACACACACUUUUUUUCCAAUAAAGAUUUUUUUAAUUUA
Molecule: messenger RNA, 3815 nt
Organism: Argiope bruennichi
Lineage: Eukaryota; Metazoa; Arthropoda; Arachnida; Araneae; Araneidae
Product: nose resistant to fluoxetine protein 6-like
Exons: 15
Coding region: 214-2475 (753 amino acids)
Source: RefSeq, a predicted model, not a curated record